This is a messenger RNA of Vicugna pacos (alpaca), 457 nucleotides long. The record is from RefSeq and is a predicted model, not a curated record. Lineage: Eukaryota; Metazoa; Chordata; Mammalia; Artiodactyla; Camelidae.
CCGCUCCCAGUCCUCAUGCUCAGUUUCCAUGUCACGCUCCAGUUGCGGUAUGGCGACAGCAGGGACAGCCCUCUCAAGUACUGGCUGUACCAAGAGGAGGGCGAGAGACCGCACAGGUGGCAGGAGGAGAGGAAGCGCCGAGAAAAGAGCCACGCCAGGGAGAGGAGAGACAAGAGCGCGAAAGACAGCAGCCACUCACUGUCUGACAGGGGCGGGGAGGAGCGGCGGAGAGACCGGCGGCUUACGGAGGGCUUUCCUUCUGAGGACGAGCGGCUCCGGGGCCACGCGGACAGAAAGGACAGGCCGUGGAGGGAGGAGCAGUGGAGGAGGGCGGCCAAGAAUGGUGAGCACAGAAGUCGAGGUGCAGGUUCCAAGAAGGACGAGACCGGCAGCCAGGAUGCAGAGAUGACGUAGCGAUGGUGCUGGUUUUAAGGAUCUCCCUGUGGGGAGGGGGCAG